Ilyonectria robusta is the source of this 315-nucleotide messenger RNA. RefSeq lists its product as uncharacterized. Lineage: Eukaryota; Fungi; Ascomycota; Sordariomycetes; Hypocreales; Nectriaceae. The record is from RefSeq and is a predicted model, not a curated record. The transcript has 3 exons. Bases 1 to 315 code for a protein of 104 amino acids.
AUGGCCGACAACGUCGAGGCUCAGGAUCCCCGCUCGGUCGACGAGACCCCCAUCUCCCCCAUCCUUCCCAACCACGUUCGGAAGAACUCACUGGAGCACCAUCUCACCCACCGCCCGGAGCGCGCCGAGCUCGUCGAGAAGAAUAUUCUCCCUGCUUCCACAGCUGCGCCAGGCCUCCAAGCGCAUCAGAAAGAGCUCCAGAAGCACAUGCUUGAAGACAAGCUCAACGACAAGAUCUCGCACCGCCCCGCCCCCGAGGAGCUCAUCAAGGAUGGUGUCCUGCUCAAUGAUCCACGCGCAGCCGAGAAGAAGUGA